Messenger RNA from Oryzias melastigma (Indian medaka), 5154 nucleotides. Its product is annotated as RIMS-binding protein 2. The transcript is spliced from 25 exons. Gene Ontology annotation, molecular function: protein binding. The record is from RefSeq and is a predicted model, not a curated record. Lineage: Eukaryota; Metazoa; Chordata; Actinopteri; Beloniformes; Adrianichthyidae. Gene Ontology annotation, biological process: neuromuscular synaptic transmission. Bases 432 to 4388 code for a protein of 1318 amino acids.
AUUUUAAUCCAGUUUCGUAGACCUUUCUGUGAUCAGGUGAAAGCUUGGUCAUAAAUCCCUUAUUUAUUUAUUUUUUGCCGCUCACUCUUCAUCCUCUUGUUAAGUGCACCAUAUGGCCUCACAGCCUGCAUCGCUGCGUACCAGAGCGCAGCGACAGAAAACUCUGAAUCAUUACUGAGUUCUUCGUCAGAAAGAGCAAAUAUCAUCACGCAGGAGCAUAUCUGGGAAAUGUGUCAACAAUCGGCCACACCUUUCUCCCCCUGCAUCCAUGAGGACCUUUUAUUUCAACCUUUAUCCAUGCUUUUUAUAAGCUUUGAGUGUUCGAGAUUUACAGUUUUUGUAUUUAGAGGAACGGAUUGAUAAAGUGAGAGACGACAGGACCAAAGACUUCUGCUUAAAGAAACUGGAAACUAUCUGUUUGUAGGGUGACAAUGAAGGAACACACAUCCGGUGCUAAUGUGGAGGAUCUAUUGAGGAAAUCUCAGAUGGAGUUACAGUGGAUCCAAAGACAACUGGCCUUGAUGGCAGCUAGAAACAAACACCAUCCUCACCUGUGCACAAAAGGAAAGUUAAAGCAUGAGGUUUCACCACAUCAAGCUGCAGGACUUUCAACAGCCUACAAUGUGAACCGCUUCCGGAUGCUGGAGGAGAAAAACCGAGCUUUAAAGCUUCACCUGGCCACACUUUGCCAGGAGAAACAGCAUUACAGGAAACUGAAAGCAAAGCUUCAUGCUGCCUUGCAAGAGAAAAAUCGUCUGAACCUUGAGGUGAUCAAGCACCAGCUGAAGGCGUCCAAGUAUGACCAGGUCCAGUCUGACUAUGACCAGCUAAGACAAACCUUCACUGCAGUAAGUCGAGAAAGAGACACAGCCCAACAGCAGAAGAGCCGGCUCCAGGUCAAAGUAGAUAACCUCGAACACGUUCUAAAGCUUAUGCACGAGACAGUGGAGCUGAAGCAGCAGCUGCAGACAGAGUAUGAGCAAACCUUUGUGGCCCUUCACACCAAGCAGAAGGAGAUCAAUCAGCUGCAAAAGGCUUGGGUUCAAACUGACCAGGAGCAUGAGGAAGCAUUACACCUGUUAAAGGUCAAAGUUCGUGACCUGGAACUGAUAUGCAGGUCAUACAGUGAAAACUUCAACCACCUUCCCAAAGAGUUGCUGGACUUUUAUCUACAAUCAGCACCUGUGGAGAUAAAAACCGAUCCCAGCUUCAAGAACCAGAUCCUGUCCACACAAGGAGAAAAGCUCCCACCCACCACCACUGGAUUUGAAGCCCAAUCAAAGAAAGGCAAUGGGAGCGUGACACAGCCCCCGCUCCUGAUUUCCCAAUUAUUCAGCUGCAUUCUACCCACAGGACACACCAAACCCCCAGAACUGCGGUCUGCUACAUCCAGCCCUGUGAUAACGGAGCGCCCCAACAGCUCUUCACAGCUUUCUCCAUCAGAGAUGGAGGAUGAGGCCAGUCCAUCACCAAGGUCCAAACCUCGCUACACCGGCCAGGUCCGCCUCUGCACUGCCCGUUACAGUUACAACCCUUACGAUGGACCAAAUGAGCAUCCGGAAGCAGAGCUACCUCUUGUGGCUGGAAAGUAUCUAUACGUGUAUGGGGAAAUGGAUGACGAUGGCUUUUAUGAAGGCGAGCUGCUGGAUGGUCAAAGAGGACUGGUCCCUUCCAACUUUGUGGAGUUUGUCCAGGAUAAAGAAAAGCCAACUGGGGAGGGAGGGGAUGACCUGGGCCCUCUGGACCACCAACCCCUUGCAUUAGUGCCAGUGGAUGGUGGCACCUCCCAGGAUGGCCUCCUAGGCUCCAGUAACGCCCUGGUACCGUACAGCAACGGGACAGGGGGAACCUUGGAUCCCGAGGACCUCGCUGAAGAUGUUGUGCCUUACCCCCGGAAGAUCAACCUAAUCAAGCAGCUGGCACGAAGUGUCAUUGUGGCAUGGGAGCCUCCAGUAGUGCCUUUGGGCUGGGGAAACAUCACCGGGUACAACGUGUUGGUAGAUGGCGAGAUACGUGCCAGCCUGCCGUACGGCAGUCGGACCAAGUGCUUGUUGGAGAAGCUGGAUAUUGAUGCCUGUGUCUAUCGCGUGUCAGUGCAGAGCGCCACCGACCGUGGCUUGUCAGACGAGCUGCGCUGCACUUUGCUGGUAGGGGCGAACGUGGUGGUGGCGCCAUACGGCCUACGGGUGGAUGACAUCCAGCGGGACACUGCCGAGCUCUCGUGGUUGCCCAGCAACAGUAACUAUGCUCACACUGUGUUCUUAGAUGGGGUGGAACAUGCUGUGGUAAAGUCGGGAAGGUAUAGACUGCGCUUCCAUAACCUGAAGCCUCUGACAGUGUACAAAGUGACGGUGGUGGCACAGCCCCACCAGAUGCCAUGGCAACUGCCUCUGGAGCAGCGAGAGAGGAAGGAAGCUGGAGUGGAAUUUUGCACACAGGCAGCAGGUCCAACAACUUUUUUCAUACAAGGCCCACCGAUGCCUCCACAGGAUGUUCAGGUGCUCUGUGGGCAAGCCCAGGGGGUCCUACAGGUUCGCUGGAAGCCUCCCAUGCUCUCUCCCACGGGCACGUCUAACGGGGCAAAUGUCAUCGGCUACGCAGUCUGCACUAAAGGACAGAGGAUAGCGGAGGUGUUGUUCCCCAUGGCAGAUUACGUUACUGUUGAACUGUCGAGGAUUCAGUGCAUGGAGGCCAGAGAGGUCAUCGUCAGGACGCUGUCACUGCAGGGAGAAUCCCAGGACUCACAAGUCGCCGUCAUUCCAAACAACCUGCUUGUGCCUCUACCACCAAUUGCCCUGCCUCCACCGAUGCACCCAGACCUAAACGCCAAAGAGCACACAGUCCACCACGGAGGAGCCUUCCCGCCGGGACAGCCUGGCUGGGACCCAACACGCUCUCCUUCGCAGCCUCCUGUGCCCAUGCAAGGCCACACCCUCGAAGCUCCGCCCCAGGCCAAUUUGCGAUCCCCCUCUCCCCAAAGAAUCCUCCCUCAACCGAGAGGUACGCUCAUCCCGGACACAGUGGCAAAAGCCAUCGCUCGAGAAGCAGCGCAGAGAGUGGCUGCAGAAGGUGGCAAGGGUAACAGGAAGCAUGAAAGGUUUGGGGAGCAGGGUCAUUCCUUUCACCAGCAUCAUUCUGAUGAGGAAGAAGAAGAUGAGGAAGGUUUUGCACGAGGUCGUAGGAGAGGACCGUCGGUCGAUGAGUUCCUCAGAGGCUCCGAGCUGGGGAGGCCGCUUCACUAUAGUCACAAUGAAGAUUAUCACAGCGAAAGCAGCCGGGGCUCUGACCUGUCUGACAUCAUGGAAGAGGAUGAGGAGGAGCUUUACUCUGAGAUGCAGCUGGAAGAGGGACGGCGACGCAACUCACACAACACACCCAAGACUAACACUUCGGGCGGAGGUCAUCAUGACCGGGAAGGUGGAAGACAAAUUCAUCAUGGUGGACCCCAUCCUCAAAGGAGACCUUUAAUGGUCCCCUCCAUCGAUGGCUACAGGGAUCGGGACCGCCGAUCUCCCACGUACUAUGAGGAGUCUGAGCCCGAGGAGCCCUUUCGGAUCUUUGUGGCUCUCUUUGACUACGAUCCUCUGUCCAUGUCCCCAAACCCAGAUGCAGCUGACGAAGAGCUCCCAUUCAAAGAGGGGCAGAUUAUUAGGGUUUAUGGUGAUAAAGACACUGACGGGUUUUACAGAGGGGAAGUAAGAGGCAGGAUGGGUCUGAUCCCUUGUAACAUGGUGUCAGAGAUCCGAGCCGAUGAUGACGAGACCAUGGAGGAGCUCAUCAAACAGGGCUUUCUGCCUCUUAGCACCCCAGUGGACAGAAUAGAGCAGAACAGACGAGGUCUUCGUCGAGAUCAAGCCUCCAGGAGGAUGGUGGCUCUGUAUGACUAUGACCCCAGAGAGAGCUCCCCCAACGUUGAUGUUGAGGCUGAGCUGACGUUCUGUGCUGGUGACAUCAUUGCUGUGUUUGGAGACAUUGAUGAAGACGGGUUUUAUUACGGGGAACUCAACGGCCACCGCGGAUUGGUUCCCUCUAACUUUUUGGAAGAAGUGCCUGACGACGUGGAGGUGUAUCUGACCGAUACACCAUCCCAACACCCCCAGGAAGGGUCCGCCAACCGCUCCAACACCAACUCUGCCACCACUGUACCAGAGGGAAAACGGGCCGCCACGGAACCCACCGACACAGCCAAUAACAUCUCCACCCCCGUCCGGGCACCGUCUCCCAUCAUCCGUCCUCUCCUCCCAGGGACCAUGAGGCCCCUCAGCCCCUCGAGGAGUCCCCACAUCCCUCGGGACCCCAGGGACUCCCAAGAUUUGGCCAACAAGAAGAAAAAGGGACUUCUUUCUAAGGGAAAGAAACUGCUCAAGAGGCUCUCCCCAGUCAAAUAAAAACUCACAAGUAAAUGAAAAAAUGUACAUUACUUGUACAUUCAGUUGGGAUUUAGCAACCCCUGAUAGAGGACCGGAGCAGUGUCUCCUGGAUUUGGUAAGUCCAACAUGUCCAGGCAAAGAUCAGCUCGCUCUCAGUCAUAUAUCUGGUUUUGGGGAUCCACAGGCUGGAAACUGGCUGGAACUGAUCACAUACGUUUUGUAUAGUACUGUGCCAAAAUCAAAACAUAUAUAUUACUGUGACAUAUUUUAAAUAGAGUUAUUUUAAAUGAAAAAAAAGCAAACAAAACUAGGAUUUUCAUGACAGGAUUUUUCAGUUUUUGUUUAUUAGAAAAAAAUAGAUGAAUAUUUUUUUUUCUGCAUUUUCAUGCGAUCCUCUGCAAAAUCCCUACUAUAGGCUACACUGUUAUGUUGCAUUCUAUAAAGCAACGCUUGGCUGCUACAAAAAUCUUUUUCAGUGCAAUAUUGUAAGGUUGAUGGUAGCAUCUGUAGGGAGAAUAUACAGAGAAACAUUGAAGAUGCUACAGUCAAAAAGCCAAGAGUUUUACUAAUCCGGAUUGGCACAAGGGCAUUAAAGCUUUGCAGACUCAGUGGCCUUUCUGAAUUUGAACAAGCAGUUUGAAGAAUUGAGUCAGUAACAUUUGUUGUGUUUGCUGUCAUGAAACGCCUAGUUUGAGCCAAAAUUUUUGUGUCUAUCUUCCUGUUGCACAAAAGUGUGUUUUUGUGUGAUGACUGAUUUAAAAGAAGAAAAACUAUAAAAAAAAAA